AUGGAGAAUGAGAAUAAUGAUUCUAAUCAGUUGAUCUCUGAUAUACCGACUGUUAUUUUUGAGGCUAGGCUGCGAACUUUUAUUGAGGAUGAUUUGAAGUGUACAGACUUGAAACAUAUCCACAAUCAACUCUCCGAACUUAUACAAGAACCAGAAGUUGCAGACAUCAUUUGUAUCAGUGGCGUUGAUAUAUUACCUCUUCUCGCUGAACGAAGUGGUUGUUGGAAGCUAUGGAUGGCCUUGGAACUGGAGUCUUUAGUAGCAGUCGAAAUUAUUUCCAUCAAAGAUCAUGAGAAACCACGCCAUGUUACCCUUCGAGACAUAUUGAGUCAAUUCUGUGUCUAUAAGAUGCAUGGCGCUCCACUACCACCAUCAUCACAUUCUUUCGAAGGCUCCGAUAGCACGAAUGAUUAUGACGAUCCAGAGAUAUCAUCAGCUGAGGUCUUUGAUAUGCCACAUCAUGAUUUCGAUGGAAUUUGGGAGGAGCAAGUCCUAGAAUACUUCAAUUUCUGUGCGGGAGCCGGGCCCGUAAAGAAGAGAAUGAGUCCCAUGGCUCUGUUUCAUGGUCCUCCAGGAACCGGAAAGACAACUUUAUGCCAAGCAAUUGCACAACGAAUAGCCAUUCGAUUGGUGGAGACAUUUCCACACACGAAACUCAUUCAAGUUAAAACGGCGACGCUCCUGUCCAAGUACUACAGCGAAAGUGCGACCCAAGUCGAUGAUUUGCUCACCAAAGUCAAAGAAAUGUGUCAAAACGAACCAAGACGUAUCAUCAUUGUAUUGAUUGAUGAGGUCGAAUCUAUUGCCGUAUCCAGACACUCGGGUAUCAUUCAUGGAGAAGCUCAGGACUCACUGCGAGCUACCAAUGCUCUACUCACUGGUUUUGAUAGGGUCAGAUCUUGUCCAAAUGUCUUAUUCCUGUCGACUUCAAACAUGAUCGAUUGCCUUGACGAAGCAUUCGUCGAUAGAUGCGCUAUUCAGAUUCCGUUUCAGCCACCCUCCGAAGAAGCUCAAUACAAGAUCUUGAAGGCAAGUGUGCUAGAGCUUGUGAGGAGACGUAUCAUCGUAGCCGAUGUAUCGGAACUCAUAGAUCACACGCAAUUGUUACAAUCCUGGCAAGAGGCCACGCUCUAUUCAGACGUUCAGACCGAUUCUCCUACGGGCAAGUUGCUCAACAUCAUCAGACAAUUGAACUCUACAACGGCGAAGGGGAAACUCGGUGUAUCUGGCCGAUUUUUGACGCAGGUACCGGAACAAGCCCUGAUGAAGUGUGCCAGACCAAAUAAAACGUUUACGCUGGAUGUCGCUUUGGACUGCAUUAAAAUUUUUGUUAAGGAUCUCUUGAGUGCACGAGGUCAGAAACGAAAGUCGGAAGUAGAAGCAGAACCAGACGCAAAGCACCAUUGUUGCUGUUGUGCGAAAAAAAGGAUGAGAGAUUUCUAA
Molecule: messenger RNA, 1443 nt
Organism: Sclerotinia borealis F-4128
Lineage: Eukaryota; Fungi; Ascomycota; Leotiomycetes; Helotiales; Sclerotiniaceae
Source: the annotation of a GenBank genome assembly